AUGUAUAUUCCUAAAGAUCAAGUUGUUCACAUAUCCAAAAGAGGGUUUGCAACAUUUCUUAUCCCGGUGAUACUUGGUGUUGCUGCAAUUGUAUUCAUUGGAUGUGUUAUAGUUAGCAUGAAGAGUAAGGCCCAUCGGUCAUAUAUUAAACAAGCUCCAUCAAAUAUUGCAAACCGUAUCGAUCAAAGAAAUAGAAGACCUCCCCCAAUAUUUUUAAAUGCAAUUGCUCCAGUACUUCCUCCAAAUCCCAUUGAAACUACACUACCUCCUACAAUUCCUAUUCAAACUACAAUUCCCAUAGCCGUUACUCCUCAAUUUAUCUUUAGUCCACCAGAUGAACCACCUCCGGCUUAUCAACGAAAUGCAACCUAG
Molecule: messenger RNA, 372 nt
Organism: Scheffersomyces coipomensis
Lineage: Eukaryota; Fungi; Ascomycota; Pichiomycetes; Serinales; Debaryomycetaceae
Exons: 1
Coding region: 1-372 (123 amino acids)
Source: RefSeq, a predicted model, not a curated record